Drosophila kikkawai is the source of this 2232-nucleotide messenger RNA. The record is from RefSeq and is a predicted model, not a curated record. NCBI's taxonomy places the organism in Eukaryota, Metazoa, Arthropoda, Insecta, Diptera, Drosophilidae.
AUCACACUUCUCAUAGCCGGUCACACUGAUCAACAGCUGUUUAUUACUUCAUCGGUCAGGUUUUAUGGAAAUUUUGGAAAAUGACCCAGUACUUGAAUCAACUGAACACCGCCGAUAAGCUGGCCACCGAACCUUGGCCUGAAGAUGCCACUAUCUACCAGCCUUAUGAGGCGGAGCAGAUUCUGCUGCCGGAGAACGCCAGUUGCCUCGCGGUGAAAGCCUAUCUUAAGAUGUGCAACCUCCCCUUUGGUGUCCGAUCCUGCGCAAACGCCGAGCACAUGUCCCCGGGUGGAAGGAUGACCAAAUUGCCAUUUAUCAGGGCAGGCGCCUUCAUAUUCGCCGAGUUCGAGCCGAUCGUGAACUUUGUGGAACAAAAGGACAUGGCCAUUGGGAGCUGGCAGGAUGAGGACGAGAAGGCCGACAUGCGCACCUACGUGUCGUUGGUGGAGAACAUCUUCACCAUGGCCGAGCUGUACAUCAGCUUCAAGAACGAGCGCGUAUACAAGGAGGUGACAGCGCCAAGGAACGGAGUCGUCUUUCCGUGGCCCCUUAACCACAUGCAGAACUAUGGUAAGCGGCGGAACGCCUUGAAGCUGCUUAAGGUCUACCAGUGGGAUGAUCUGGACAUUGAGAGCGUCAUCGAGAAGGUGGCCAAGUGCUGUGAGACGCUGGAAUAUAAGCUCAAGGAGAUCCCCGAUACUCCCUUCUUCUAUGGCGAUCAACCCUGCGAGCUGGACGCCAUUGCAUUUGGCCAUCUCUUCAGCAUCCUGACCACCAAUCUACCCAACAUGGCGCUGGCCCAGACUGUGCAGAAAUUUAAGCACCUGGUCGAGUUCUGCCGCUUCGUGGAAAUUUUUGGCUGUGUACCUGUGUUAUUAAUUCGAUUAAAAUGCUGGUACAAGUGCCAAAUUAUAAAUCAAAUCAUUAUAGUUUCAAUUGAUUUUGUUAGCUUUCUAUCUGCUUUGGUUCAGUUAUAGCUUGGCUAGUUGUAAAAUAGUUUUAUUUUAAGCUUUAGUUGGAACACUUUCCUAAAAAGCUUAACCAGCUGAAAAUUGUGAGUUGUUGGAGCUUCACUGUAUAUUGUGUGCCUUCAAUUUAUGCUUUCUAUAUACUUUCUACAAUUGCGCACCGCUUUAAAUUUCCGCCAAAGGCCUUCAAAUAGUUCGUUUCAAAUAAGCAAAUAAUUUGAAAAACCACUUUUCGAGAAUGUAAAUAAAUGUGUUGACUGUUAUAAAACAUUUGGCAUUUCAACAAUCGUCUAAAGAAAUAACUAAAACCAUGGAUGGCCCAUAAAAGAACAGGAUAUUCAUAAGCCGCUUGUUGCCUUUAAAAGUCAGUAGAAUAAAUGUGGGGAUCCCAAUUAAUUUUAGACCCAGAUCCAGAAUUUUAUAACGGUGUCAAAUGAUUUUAAUGUGGUAUUUAAUUUGUCAAACAAAUCCAUCCAGCUGGUUAGUAUUUUUUCAGGAAAAUGUAGUUUCCACGCACGGUCAUACUGGAGCAACUGUAAACAAACGCAGAGGAAGAAACUUUGUAAAAUAAAUUCAGAUUUUAUAGAGUCAAUGAAACGGAAGUACUUUGUGUGGACGCCUGAAGCCACAAAACAUUUCCUGGAGGCAUGGGAGACCAAUCGCAAGAACUUUCGAGCGAAACGAAAGAACUUGAUCCACAAAGACAUGGUUGCAGCCUUGAGUGAUUUCGGUGUGCCUGAAAGGGCAAUAAGAGCAAAACUGCUGGUUAUGAGCAGAAGAUAUCGGAAUGAAGCCUUGCAGUAUUUGAAAACAGGAGUUUAUCCAAAGUGGAAGUAUUUUCAAAAAAUGAGGAACAUUUUUGGACACAGUGAUGAUACUGAAGAAGUUUGUGAGGAAACGGAAAGUGCUGACAAGGUUAUCGAGAUUUCAGAUUACGAAUCAUCAUCAAGCGAAUUCGAAUUUCCCGAACCACACUCCAAGCUGUUUAAACAAGAUACGGAUGGAAAUGAGGAAGAGGAUGACCAUAAUCAUGACCUUUAUCGGCGGAAUAUAGACGUGGAGGAAAAAAAACUGGCUAUUCAAAAAGAAAUACUCCACGUAAUGCAAACAAUGGCAAACGAUCUUUCCAGUACAUAUACCACCUUUCUAGAUGCUUACAAAACAAGUCCGACGAAACGCUUUUGAUAGUUCAAAUUAGAUGUAGAUAAAUACAAAAAACCAAAUAUAAAAACGGGAGGAUGCAGACGCCAAAUAUAUGUACAUA